Oppiella nova is the source of this 630-nucleotide messenger RNA. The record is from the annotation of a GenBank genome assembly. Lineage: Eukaryota; Metazoa; Arthropoda; Arachnida; Sarcoptiformes; Oppiidae.
UCAACGAAUGGCAAUAUGAAUAUACAUGUAUAUUAUUGUGGCUAUGAGUUGGCUAUUGAGCGCACAAAUGGACUCUUAUAUACUUCAUGUGUGAAAAUACUUCGGCAUUCAAUCCCACGAAUGGUCGACGCGAGUAACACAAGCGAACUGAUCCUCGACUGUGAAUACGUUUACGACGCCAACGACCUGAUGCUUGUCGUCAAGUGGUUUCACAACAACUCUCCCGAACCUAUAUAUCAGUGGAUUCCCGACCGGGGAGUCAGAUAUGUAGGCGAGUUAUUGAGGCAACGGUUUGAUAUGAACUUUUCCGUCAACCCAAACGACAUAUACUCCAAGUUUCGAGCCCUUAAACUCCGGAAUAACAUUACUGUCGACUUAAACGGCAAUUUCUCGUGUGUGGUCACGUCAUUGGCCGGGCAGGACGGCAGACAGGGACAGAUGGUUGUUUAUGUUCCGCCGCAAACAUUUGAUUUCAAUUACACGGAGGUAUCAAAAGGCGACAGAGAGCUGGAGUGUCACGCGAAAGGUGUAUAUCCCCGGCCAGUACUCACACUAUCAGAGCAAACCGCCAGCAGCUCUAACUUUCAUGUGAUUCCCAAAGUGAAUGUCACAACUCAUCAAAACAGCGGU